ACUGCAGUUACAAAUGCGUAAUUCUUUGAUGUCGUAAUAUUAAACUUUGAUAUAUAAAGUGAUUUUAAAAUUGGAAAGAUACUUUAAAUAUGAAACUUAAACCGCCAGUAGGUGGUGUCAAGUUACUGUUAAUGAGCGAAUUAUUGAGUCAUUCAUUUAGCUGAUACGUUCAAAUGGCUGAUCAUUUCAGGAACAAAGUUUUUGACUUUCUUAAUGAGUGAGUCAUUGAAUCAUUUACUCAACUGAUUUGUUCAAGUGGACUGAUGCAUUCAGUAAUGAAACACUAAAUUGUGUUGCUCAGAGAUGCAAAACUGUGGAUGGAACCAUUUUUGUUGACGAAAUAGAGCAAAACAGGCAGUCUAAAAUGUCAGUAAUUAAUAUUAAUGUUGUAAACUUUUGUUUAAAAUCAGUAUCAUAUUUGCAGUCAUGCUGAAAUCUGGGGAAAACACGACUGUCUUUGCAUCAUUGAUUAACUAUAUCAUAUGAAAUGAAUAUAGCCUAAAAGACAAAUACUCAAUACAGGGGUAUUUUUACUUGCAUUAAACUGAAUAAAUAAAUAAAUAAAUAACACAGUGAGAGAGAACACUCUUAAUGCAAUGUAACCUAAAUCAAAAAGGCUACAUCACACAGUGCAUUAGUGACUCUCUAGGUGUGUUUUUUUUUUUUUUUUUUUUUUUCUUUUUUUGGCUUUUGCAAAGUAAGAGACAUACUUGAUAAUGUCAGAUUGAACAUCAUUAAAACAACAAUUAGAAUAUAUUAUCAUAGAUGAUAUAUAUCGCACACCCCCACUUAAAUUAAUUUUCACUACAUCAAAAUAAUUCAAAUUAUUUUUCUUUCAUUUCAGUCCUGAUGGAAGUGAAGGAGGAGAGUGAAGAACUGAGUGAAGUGGAGGAGAAACAUCAUGACAAACCUGGAGAAAAACCUCUGAGUCGCUCAAAGACUAAAAAGACAUUUUUAAAGAAAAGAAGAGCCGAGAAAUCUACAACCUGCACUCAGUGUGGAAAGAGUUUAUCAACCAAACAACAUCUUGAAUGUCACAUGAAAGUUCACACUGGAGAGAAGCCGUUCACAUGUGAUCAAUGUUGGAAGAGUUUCACAAGUUCAGAAAACCUUAAGUUACACAUGAGGAUCCACACUGGAGAGAAGCCAUUCACAUGCGAUCAGUGUGGGAAGAGAUUCAUACAAAAACCACAUCUUAGACAGCACAUGAGAGUUCACACUGGAGAGAAGCCGCAUGUAUGCCAGCAAUGUGGGAAGAGUUUCAGUCUAUCAGCACAACUUUUGACACACAGGAGGAUCCACACUGGAGAGAAGCCGUUCACAUGUCAUCAAUGUGGCAAAACAUUUGUUGGGUCAUCAAACCUGAAGAGACACCUGACAGUUCAUACGAAGGAGAAGCCACAUUCCUGUUCUGUGUGUGGAAAGAGUUUUUCACUGCUGGAGAGUUUACACAGACAUCAGAAAACUCACACUGGUGUGAGAGAGUACAUGUGCUUUGAGUGUGAGAAGAUGUUUACAACAGCAAAGUGUUUAAAACAGCACCAGGGAAUUCACACUGGAGAAAAACCUCACAAGUGUUCACACUGUGACAUGAGAUUCAGUCAGUUAUCAAAUCUGAAAACACAUGAGAGGAUCCACAGCAGAGAGAAGCUGCACACGUGUGAUCAGUGUCAUCUUUGGCAGGAGACAUUUACAUUUGCAUUUAGUCAUUUAGCAGACACUUUUAUCCAAAGUGACUUACAAAUGAGUCGACUUACAAAGGAGACAUAAAUUAUUGUAAUGGAGGAGUGGAGUUAUGUGGGGAACAGACAAUAAGAAAUCAGUUUGCAGAGAAUGUAAGAGACCCCUCACAUUGUAGAGAAUUAAAAUGGUUGAUCAGACAAGAUCCAAACAUAAAUUUCUCAGUUUUGCGGAGAGAAGCGAUGCUGUUUUGGGAAGAAAAUAUGUGCCUGACAGAGCCCCCUACAGUUUAGCACCAGAAGGUGCAGCGGUCGAAUGUUCCGGUAUUACUACUACAAAUAUCCCUGAUAAGACUGAUUCUCUUCUUUUUGAGCUUAGGGAGGCUAUGAGGAAACAGGAGGAGAAAUUAGAGGGCCUUGCACAAUAGGUAGCACGACUGCAAGUUUAUGAAAGGAGACAGGGACAGGAGCCCAGGUAUGAUUCAGCAGGAAGACCUAUUUGUUUUAGAUGUCAGGGGGUAGGACAUAUUGCAAGAUUUUGUUCAGAUAUAAAUGCUGUUAGUGACAAUCAGGCAACAUCAUCUGAGUUGGCUUGGGGGACAGCUUUCCCAGCUAAAUAUGCAACAGGGAAACAAAUUCCCUCUGUAGUUAGGAGCCAGACUACAGGAGGGGAACAGUUGGGCUCAGAUGGUUCCACCAUUUUAUGGGAAAGAGUAUUUAAUGCACCUACAGGGCCAACCCCGGUUAUGGAUCUAUAUAUAGGGGAAGUAUGUGUUCCAUCUAUGAUAGACACAGGCUCCAUGGUCACUAUUAUAACAGAGAGUUUCUUUAAGGAACAUUUUGAGUGUAAAGGGGAGGAUAUCCUAAAAGAAUGUGGGUGGCUGACUUUAAAAGCAGCAAAUGGCCUUUCUAUACCUUAUUUGGGUUAUUUAGAACUUGAUGUUAAAAUUAUGGAUAAGGUAUUGCUACAGCAUGGUGUUCUGGUGGUGAAGGAUCCAACAGAUCCUGUAACAAAAUUGAAAAGGAAAACUGUUCCAGGAUUGGUUGGCAUGAAUAUAAUAAAAGGCUGCAAUGAAAUUUUGUCUGGUCCUUUUAAUGUAGUGCCACCAGGACAAUGUGCCCAAGUGUAUCAAGGUUUUACAAAAGUGAUGGCCGCCACACCUGUAUUAGUACCUGCAGGCUCUAUGUGUUUGGUCCCCGCUACAGGAUUUCAGAGCACUUGUGAUUUAGAUAUUGGUUUGGUAGAAGGGUUAGAGGUAGAUGAAGGGAUUUUACCUGGUGCCCUUGUGUCUCCAGGUUUGGUAAGGGUUCAAGGCGGCCAGCUAGCUGUUGCUAUUGUAAAUGCUGGUGCUUUAGAUAUCAGCUUGGCCCCUCACACACGGCUGGCACGUUUGCUUGUAGCUGAGGUAGUAGCAGGAGGUUCAAAGCCCAUUUCUUUUCAAAACAUAGGCCAUGGGGAGGUUCAGAUCUCAUUAUGUUCAGAAGAGGCUUUGGUUUUUAGUCAUGAGGCCGGAUCUACUCUUUCAGAUGAUUUUCACUUUGAAUGUCCCUUUUUGGAAAGCCAACAGAUAGCUCAGCUCAGCUGAUGUGUUCACUUUCAGUGAUAAUGACUUAGGGUGUACUGCAAUCAUACAGCAUGAGAUACCAGUCAUGGAUGAUGUCUCAGUUCGUCAGCGUUAUCGCCGUCUUCCUCCAAGCCAAUAUGAAGAGGUGAAGGAUCAUAUUAGACAGCUUUUGGAGCAGGGUAUUAUUAGUGAGAGCUGUAGUCCCUAUUCCUCACCUUUGGUUAUUGUUAAGAAAAAAGAUGGCAAUACGCGUAUGUGUGUUGACUAUAGACAGUUAAAUUUAAAGACAAGAAAAGAUGCUUACCCACUCCCUAGGAUAGAGUCACUUGAUGCCCUUAGUGGGGCCUGACCUUGGACCUUGCUAGUGGUUAUCAUCAAGUGGAAGUUGCUGAGAAAGACAGACAGAAGACUGAUUUUGUACUCCAUUUGGGCAGUAUCAAUUUAAUCGUAUGCAUUUUGGGCUUUGUAACGCCCGGGGAACAUUUCAGCGACUUAUGGAAAGGAUUUUAGGUGACCAACAUUUUCAGUCUUUGCAUUUAUAUUUAGAUGACGUGGUUGUGUUCUCAUCAUCUUCUGAACAACAAAUUAGUCAUCUUAGGUUAGUUCUAUCACGUUUUUGGGAAUGUGGCUUAAAAGUAAAAUGGAGCAAAUGUGCGCUUUUUCAGCGCCAUGUUUCUUAUCUUGGACAUGUAAUAUCUGCUGAGGGGGUUGCAACAGAUCCUGAAAAGACUCGGGUGGUGGCCCAUUGGCCAUGACCAAGUACGGUAACUGAACUUAAAUCCUUUUUUGGCUUUGCAGGAUACGAUUUGUUGAAAAUUUAUCUUGGUUAGCAGCGUCUCUUCAUGCUCUGGCAGCAUUGCUGCACCAAAGGCAGGUAAAGCAAAGAUCACUAGAGUGCCUCUUUCUGAGUUGUGGGGUUCUGAGUGUGAGUCCGCUUUCCAGGUAUUAAAAGAGAAGUUAGUGACGGCAUGGCAGUCCAACAGCAGGCUGACCCCAUUUUUGCAAGGUUUCUUGUGUAUUGGAGUCAGCAAGUUAAACCCGGCAAAUUGGCGAGGGCUAAAGAGGAUGGUAAGACCUUGGAACUCCUGCGGCAGUGGGAGAAGUUGAUAGAGGAGGAAGGAGUUUUGUAUCGUCAAUUUGUGGAUACUAGACAAGGCCAAAUUAAACAGGUGCUUCUACCUCAGAGCCUGAAGGAGGAAGUCCUUCUUGGGCUACAUGAUGAACAUGGGCAUCAGGGUGCUGGUUAGAGCUAGAUGCUGUUGGCCAGGAAUGUUUCAAGAUAUUGAAAUGUAUUGUAGGCAAUGUGAGAGAUGUAUUGUGACAAAAGCCCUAGUGCCCAAGCUAGUAACUGAAAUAGGCAGUUUGUUAGCUAGAAGACCAUUUGAAGUAAUAGCUAUGGAUUUGACCAUUUUAGAGCCUUCCAGUGAUGGUAAGGAGAAUGUCUUAGUAUUUACUAAUGUUUUCUUGAAAUUUGUGGUUGCAGUACCUACCAGGGACCAAAAAGCAGUGACCAGGACCAGAUCUCUUGUUAGGGAGUAGAUUCACAAGUAUGGAGUUCCCCAAUGAAUUCAUUCGGAUCAGGGGAGAUGUUUUGAGGCAGAAGUGGUUCGAAACUUAUGUAAAAUGUAUGGGAUUAUGUCGAACUACCCCCUAUUACCCACAGGGCAAUGGCCAGUGUGAGAGGUUCAAUCGAACCUUGCAUAACUUAUUAAGGACUCUCUCACAAUCCAAGAAAAGAAGAUGGGUAGAAUAUUUACCAAAAGUAGUGUUUGCUUAUAAUACAACUGAACAUGCGAGCACUGGCUAUAGCCCAUAUUUUCUGGUUUUUGGGCAAUCACCAAAGUUACCAGUUGACAUUUUGUUUGGGGUAAGCCAGACAGAUGCUGCAGAGUCAGUCGAUGAGUGGGUGGUGGGUCAUCAUGAGCGAUGUAAAGAGGCUUACCAAAAAGCAAGGGGACAGAUGCAGCAUAUGGCCAAAGUUAGAAAGAGACAGAUUGGUCCACCCUCAUUACAGAGUUCUUUGCAGGUGGGUCAACUGGUUUAUCGUAGGAAUCACAAUUUUUCAGGAAGACAUAAGAUUCAAGAUGUGUGGAUGUCUACACCUUUUUGAGUGAUAGCUCAGCCAGAUGACACUAAAGCUGUGUAUACAAUUGCUCCUUUGAAUGGAUCUUGCCCACCUAAAAAUGUAUACCGAACAGAAUUGAGGCCAUGUGGUCCAGGUAUGGUAGAUUCAUUCCAUCAGGAUGUGCAGAGCCAUAGUGACAUAGUCUCUGACAGUAAGUCAGAUGAAGCAUGGGUUGUGAGGGGAGAAGCCUCAACUGAAUCAUUACCAGGGGUGGGAAAUAGAUCUGAAUAUGAGUUAUGUAGUGAAUCAGGCAUGGAUUUGGGGGAGCAAGGGGAUUCAGAAGAAUUUCAAAGUUUUGAAGAAGUUAUUCAAUCACCUCCAGCCCAAUUGCGACAUUCUAGUCGGCAAACAGUAGGGAAGUUCCCUAACCCCUUUAAUUUACCCAGAUUGCUUGUGUCAAAUGGAGAUGGGUUUAUAGAGUAGAUCAUUUUUCAUAAGGGACACUAGGUGAUUAAUGCACCUGGGAAAGUUUUUUUUUUUUUUCUUUUCUUUUUUUUUCUCUUCUUUUUUUAUGUACAGGUGGUUAGUAAAAUUAAGUAAAAGAUCAUCAGGACGAUGAUCAGUGGUGGGCGGGGUGAAUGUGAUGGUUGUAAUAACUACAGUAUUUACGGUAGUCCUGUUGGGUUGGGGGAGUAAGGUACCUUCUGAUCCCAUAUCCUCUUUAUGAAUGGAGUAGCGUUAGCUCAGGAGUUAUGGCGGCAUGCACGCUGAAAAUGCCAAUUAGAUGGCUGUGAUUUUCUUGGUUUGAGGUAAAUCAAACUUUUAUUGGUGAUGUUUGAUGCAAUGGUUUUUAAACUUGUGAUAUUUUGUAUAAUCAUGUAUCAAAAUAUUUAGUGCAGAUUGUAAUGAUGGUUUGUGCAUGGACUGGAAAACAGUUGUAGUAAGCUGUUGCCAGGUACAGCAAUGCCAGAUAGAUGGCUGCGAUCUUUCUUUCUUUUUUCAUUGAGGUAAAUGAAAUUUUCAUUGGAUAUGUUCGAUGUAAUGUUUUUUUAGAUGUGAUAUUUUGAAUAAUCAUGUAUCAAAAUAUUUUGUGCAGACAGUAAUGAUGGUUUGUGUCUGGGUUGGACAACAGUUGUUGUACGCUGUUGCCAGGUAUGUUUUUAUUUAUGUAUGUUAUUUGAUGAAUGUGGGGUUUUUAAAUUUUUUUUUUUUUUUUUUUUUUUUUAUAUUGUAGCACAGUAAUGGUGUUUUUCUGGCUCUGUUUUAGGAGCUGGCCUAUGUCACUGUUUUGAAUUAUUUAAUUUGGAGUUAAAGUAGUGCAUCUUUAUAUGUGAUAUACUGGGAGGUGUUGGACCCUUGAUAUAAACUUGAUAUAACCUAAGCCUAUGUAUGUGAUGGUUUUAGAGUUUUCUUUUCUGUUGAGUUGUUAAUAAAUGAGGUUUAAAAAGA
Molecule: messenger RNA, 6758 nt
Organism: Megalobrama amblycephala (Wuchang bream)
Lineage: Eukaryota; Metazoa; Chordata; Actinopteri; Cypriniformes; Xenocyprididae
Product: gastrula zinc finger protein XlCGF7.1-like
Exons: 1
Coding region: 850-1770 (306 amino acids)
Biological process (GO): regulation of transcription by RNA polymerase II
Cellular component (GO): nucleus
Molecular function (GO): RNA polymerase II transcription regulatory region sequence-specific DNA binding; DNA-binding transcription factor activity, RNA polymerase II-specific
Source: RefSeq, a predicted model, not a curated record